This is a messenger RNA of Cloeon dipterum, 1740 nucleotides long. RefSeq names its product lariat debranching enzyme (gene ldbr). Gene Ontology annotation, molecular function: RNA lariat debranching enzyme activity. NCBI's taxonomy places the organism in Eukaryota, Metazoa, Arthropoda, Insecta, Ephemeroptera, Baetidae. Gene Ontology annotation, biological process: mRNA splicing, via spliceosome. The record is from RefSeq and is a predicted model, not a curated record. The coding region runs from base 112 to 1629 and encodes 505 amino acids. Gene Ontology annotation, cellular component: nucleus. The transcript has 3 exons.
AAAUCUCUCGCCUCACGGUACAUAUCUGCACUCCGGUUCUCAAUGCUGAGUGUUUACUGAACGUGUUUGCAAAUUUUCCGUAAAAUAUUUUGAUAUAAAUCGCGUUCCGCAAUGAAAAUCGCGGUAGAAGGUUGUGCCCAUGGUGAGCUGGAGCGAAUCUACGAUACCCUGGCGCUGCUCGAGCAGAAGGAAAACGUCAAAAUAGACCUGCUCCUCUGCUGUGGUGAUUUUCAGGCUGUGCGCAAUCAGGAUGAUUUGAACUGCCUGGCCGUGCCCCAAAAGUAUCGUGAAAUGGGCACCUUUCACAAGUACUACUCUGGCGAGAAAGAGGCGCCAAUCUUGACCAUAUUCAUCGGCGGUAACCACGAAGCCUCCAACUACCUUCAGGAGAUGCCCUACGGAGGCUGGGCAGCGCCCAACAUUUAUUACCUAGGAUACGCUGGCUGCGUCAAUGUGGCUGGCAUAAGGAUCGCUGGCCUCUCCGGAAUUUACAAGGGCAGGGACUUCAUGAAGGGACACUACGAAAAACCUCCUUACAGCGAGGAUACAAAACGAAGCGUUUAUCACAUUAGAAAUCUGGAUGUCUUCAGAUUAAAACAGCUGCAGCAGCCCAUUGACAUAUUUUUAUCCCACGACUGGCCCCGAGGAGUUUAUCACUUCGGUGACGUGGACAAACUGCUGCGGGCCAAACCAUUUUUCAAAGAAGAAGUUCUCACAAACUCGCUAGGCUCGGCUCCAUCUCAAGAGCUUCUCUCUGUACUGAAGCCAAAAUUCUGGUUUGCGGCCCACUUGCACGUUAAAUUUCCUGCUAUCGUAACCCACACGGUCACAGACGAAGAGGGUGAUAAACAGGUCGGCGUGACCAAAUUCUUAGCUCUGGACAAGUGCCUUCCAAGGAGGCAUUUCCUGCAGGUGGUCGACAUCCCCCACAACAGUGAACAGCCCAUCAAACUGAGCUAUGACCCUGAGUGGUUGGCCAUUCUCCUGCUGACCAACCAUCUCCUGAGUGUAAAAGCCACAACUCAAUACAUGCCUGGACCAGGAGGCACUGACCGGUAUAUUUUUAACCCAACGGCUGAAGAGAUUGACGCGGCCAAGGCACGUUUUGAGGACGACCUGCUGAUUCCGCUCAAUUUUGAGCAGACAGUUCCUCCGCACGAUCCAACUGGCCACCCGGCAAGUCGACCCCCAAGAUAUUCGAUAGGCCCAAAUGUCAACCCGCAGACGACUACCUUUUGCGAAAGUCUUGGCAUUGAUGAUCCCAUGGUUUUGAUUGGUGGAGUCCGAGGGGUUGGAUCGCCUUUCAUUGCCAAGCCAAGGGGAGAUGACGAGGAAGAGACCGGAGAGGAAACUGACGAUGGUCCCAGUUCCCUUUGGUCGAUUUCCACAUCGGGAACACCAAGCAGGUCAAGUCUUGUGCUGCCAAGUCCAAAGUUGACUGAAGACGAGCAGGAGCAAGAAAUGGAGAAACCUAAAGAGCCCUCCAAGGAAACCUUUGAACCACCUCGAAUCACAGAGGAUGAGGAAGAUAGCUCCGCUCAGAACAUGAAUGAAUCAUCCAUUCCAAGUGUGAAGAGAUUCAAACGGAGGAACUAUAAUUUGUACCAGUGUGGCUCAGAGGAUGAUUGAUGCCAUGAAAGUCAAGCUACUGUUUCAUUUUUUGUGAUUUGUUUAUAAGACACCUUUCUCAAAUACAUUAAAAGAUACACUAUGAUGAUAAUAAAAUAAAAAUUGUGGCUA